Molecule: messenger RNA, 2295 nt
Organism: Zootoca vivipara (common lizard)
Lineage: Eukaryota; Metazoa; Chordata; Lepidosauria; Squamata; Lacertidae
Source: RefSeq, a predicted model, not a curated record
CAAUUGGAAGCUGCUUUGGACGGGCGUUGGCUCAGAACAGCGGUCUAAUAAAAUACAUAAAAUAAACACAAUGCAUUAAAGCAUAAUCAAAACCAAAUUUUCUGGAGGGUUUAAAAAAAGAAAACAAUGGAACGGCUGGCCCUUUAGACCGUCCUUUGGGGGAAGGGUCAAAGCGCUUCCUCUUAGUUAGUGGCCGGUGAUUGGCGGAGCUAGAGGGCGGGGCGGAGGCCGAGCUCGCGCCGCUCAUUCAUAACAAUGCCGGCUUCCGCAACCUCAUUGAGAAGCUCUUAAAGGGCCAGGCCAUCACCGCCACACCGCGGGAGCUACUGCAAAUGCAUUGUGGGAAGAUAAAGUUACUUUCAGUUUUGCACGGACGGGCACAGAGACCAGAGAGAGGGGAAGAUGCGUCAAAGUGGAUUUGGCGGCACUAUGAUCAUCAACCUUUUCUAAAGGGCUGGGUUUAAACUUGAGGUCAUUGCCCUUCUAAUGGGAGAGGCUGGGCGCUGUAGACCUGCCGCCGCCAUAGACACCUUCACAAUUUCUCCAGAAGCUCCUGUUGCCGAAAUGACCCACAAUGCCCCCUCGAAGGACCCAGAGAUGCCUGCCAGCGACCAGGAGGACGAUCAGGCAUCCAUCAUCUUGCAGCUGUAUCCGUACUCAGAGGAGAAAGACGACCCGAACCAGGCUGUCCCUGCACCAAAUGAUGGAAGCAGUCUGAAGCUGGCGACCACCCUGACAAAUCGGCAGCGUGGCAACGAGGCAUCUGCCUUGCCGGCCACUUUGGACACUCUUUCUAUUCAUCAGCUGGCAGCCCAGGGUGAACUGGUCCUGUUGAAAGAAAAUCUGAGGAAAGGCGAGAACCUUUUAAACAAGCCUGACGAACGGGGCUUCACGCCGCUGAUGUGGGCCGCUGCUUUCGGGGAGAUUGAGACAAUCCGCAGCAUGCUGGAAUGGGGCGCAGACCCCCACGUCCUUGCAAAGGAGAGGGAGAGCGCCCUGUCUCUUGCCAGCAUGGGGGGCUACACAGACAUCGUCACCUUGCUCCUCGAGAAGGAUGUGGACAUCAACACUUACGACUGGAACGGCGGGACCCCUCUGCUCUAUGCCGUGCGCGGGAACCAUGUCAAAUGCAUCGAGGCCUUGCUAGCCCAUGGUGCUGAUCUCACAACCGAGGCAGAUUCAGGAUACACCCCGAUGGACCUGGCAGUCGCUCUGGGACACAAGAAAGUCCAACACGUGAUUGAAAAACAUAUCCUCAAGUUAUUACGGAGCAAAGAACCUGAGUGAAACAGGACUUCUUGUCACACUAAGGGGGGGUGGGACCUUCUUCCUGCUCCCCCCCCCACCAUUUUCCCUCUGCUUUGAAGGUGGAUUCAAGGUAAACCCUUCUGCACUGACCGGCUGAUCUGAGACACAUGAGACAGGGUUGGAAGUUUGAGAGUCACUGGGCUUUUAAAAGUUCGCUACAGCCCUCGUGGAAAGGGGGGCGCUAGAGGGGUUAUGUUUGACGGCAAGACACCCCCCCCCAAACUGCUUGUUGCCAUCAACUUAUUUUUUUAUUAUUUAUUGAAUUUUUAUGCUGCCCUAUACCCGGAGGUCUCAUUUAUCAACUUCCACUGCUCUGGAACCCCCGAAAUCCAGACUCCAGCCAGAGGAGAAGUUUCCGGAAGCAAAGGAACUCCCGGUGACUCGCAGAAGCUAGCCAAGCUGCAAAUCAGAAGGCACCCCGCUGCCGUUUGCAAACUGUUCUGAGCUGGGAUGCGUGUGAUGGGAGAGAUAAUUUUGCUGAUUCCCGAGCUUAAAAAAAAAGGACUAUGUUCUGUACUUUUAAAAUUUGAAAUGGCAACAACUGAACGCCCCCAAUUAAUGGAAGAAAUUAUUCUGUCCCUAGAAAACUUGCUGAAACUGCUAAGCAGGCAACUUUGCUACACUGUGCUUGCCUUAAACAGGAUUGCUUAUUUCCGCUCGCCUAGGGCGAACCAGGAACCCAGGUGAGCAGCUGUGAGAGCUUUCUUUUUGAAUAAAGGAAUGAAUAUCUUGGCAUAAAAAUACAAAAUAAAUUAUUGUUCACUAUUCGUUAUAUAUGUCUUUACCACCCUAUGUCUGAGGAUCACAGAGCAGUUUACAGUAUAAAACAAGCGUCGGCAACGUUUUCUGCCCGUGGGCCGGAGGAUUCCCACGACUAUUGCCCGUGGGCCAGACAUGGGCCGCACAGCCGCAGAAGCGAUUUCCGAUGCCGCGCUGCCCAUGUUUGGAACACCAGAAAUGGCUUCUGUGCCUGUCCACGGCUGCGCA